AAAGCCAUUGAUCCAAAUUGGAUAUUUUAAAAAUGAGUUGUCCUUCUAUGAUAAAGAACACACAACCUUUUUACAACCUGUAAUUGCAUCUCAGACAAUAGCAAUGAAUGUAAUAGGUUAAAAAAAUUGGUUUGGUCUUCCAAAGCCAUGUUCUCUGUCCAGUGCUGUCUCAGUCCUUCCCUAGUGAAAUCCUUGUAGGCCCUGCCUGUUAGCUGGGCAGCUAUGGAAGUGAAGGGAGAAGAAAUAAUGCAUCUGAAAUUACACAGAAAUCCCAGUAUAGCUGUCAGUAUCCCUGCAAAGGAGUAAGUCAUAACAAAUCCCAGUGAGCUGUGGAGCAGGAAAAAUAUAUCUAAGCUUUUCCAGGAGGAAUGAACUGGACACCCUGAUCAAAGUACACAAUCACUUGAUUGGUACAAGCUGAUCAUGGGGAUCCAGGCACAAGUACAGGAAACAAGGAAGAGAGAGAUCUAGUUAAUAAGUAAUUCCUCACCACAAUGCAAGUUUGAACAACGAAUACAGUCUCCCAACAAUAAAGACAGUAUCUCAGCUGAAACACUCUCCAGCACAAGGAUAUUACUCCUUUCUCUCACCAAGAAGAAAAUGAAAAACAAGACAAGUGUUGUUCCCAGAGAAGGAGAAGCCCAACCUUCCAGGUGUCCAGAUAACAGUGCAUUCAAACAGCAGAGACUGCCAGCUUGGAAGCCCCAGCUCACCAUUGGAUCUGUGCUCUCCAGCUUCUUUCUGACUGGGGCAUUCUGCCUCACUGUGGGAGUCUGCCUUGUCCUGUCUGCAAACAGCGUCAGAGAAGUACAGAUAGAUUAUUCAGAUAAAUGCUCAAAUUGUUCAAAGCUCCGUGAAAACUCCUCUAACUGGAAUAAGGAAUGCCACUGUUCUAUUAAUUUCACGCUAAAGGAAGAUAUAUUGGGUGAUGUUUUUAUGUACUAUGGUCUGCAAAACUUCUAUCAAAACCACCGUCGGUAUGUGAAAUCAAGAAGUGACGCGCAGCUGUUGGGCCGAAAUGUAAAUAUCCAGAGGAGCUACUGCGCGCCCUUCAGCACCUACAGGAACGGGACCCCGAUGGCGCCAUGCGGGGCCAUUGCCAACAGCAUGUUCAAUGAUACUAUUGAUCUGUUUUAUAAUUAUAACUCAUCUGUGAUUCAAGUGCCACUGCUGAAGACUGGAAACAGUUGGUGGACAGACAAAAAUGUGAAAUUUCGCAAUCCUGAGUCAUCCAAUCUCUCUGCUGCAUUUGCAGGCACAGCCAGACCUCCUUACUGGCAGAAGCCAGCGUACCUGUUGGAUGAGGAAGAUGAGAGGAACAAUGGUUAUGUGAACGAUGACUUCAUUGUCUGGAUGCGAGUGUCGGCCUUUGCCACCUUCCGGAAUCUCUACCGGCGCCUCAGACGCGUUCGGCGCUUUGCUGAGGGCCUGCCAGCAGGGAAUUACACUUUCAGGAUUUCCUACAAUUUCCCUGUUACCAAAUUCAAGGGGAGGAAGCACGUGAUUCUUUCAACCGUGGUGUGGAGUGGUGGAAGUAACCCAUUCCUGGGAAUUGCCUACCUGGUUUCUGGCACAGCAGCAACCCUGGCAGGUUUUGUCAUAACUGCCAUCCACUUAAAGCUCAGGAAGAAGAAAACAUACUUUCAGAAGCAAUAAGGUUCACCUUUCUGAACGGAGACAGAAGUGUGCAGUGAACAAAGAAGGUGCAGCACAGACCUUUCAGUCUUUCCCAUGAACUCUGGACCAUUUUCAGUGUCAGGUUUGGUGAAUGUAAGCAAAGUGAAGGGCAGGGCGAGUCCAUCAUCUGAAACCAAACUUACCUGAGGUGCCAUUCUCAUUAAUGUACAUGUGAGCCUAAAUUUGUUUCCUAGGAAACUUGUAGUGAGAUGAGCUUCAAACAGCAGAUUAGAAUUGCAAUGGCAAAGAAAUUAUGUGGUGCCAAUGUCUGGCCAGAAGUCAGGGUCCAUAUUAAUUUCUUAUUCAGCCCCAUAAUUCAGACAACAUUUCUCUUAACUGGAAUAGAGCUUUGGAUGGGUAAAAAGUGAACUCUUGAUCCAACAAAAAGCUUGAGUAGGUAGAACUUAUUGCUAAAAUCUGCUUGUGGGCCACAUACAUGUGCUUAAUGGCUUGGCUUGGGUUUUAUAUACCUUUAUCAGCUAUGCUGAAAAAACAACCAGUUUAUACCAGUGCAUUCACUCCAGUUUGACACCUGAUUUGUGAUCGAGUACGGGCAUUUAUCAGGAGUUCGGAGUUUGGUUAGACCAAAUUUAUUUGAUUUAUCUAGCAGGUGAGAGCUGGAGGGCAUCCAAUCACGUAUUUGCAUUUUUUAAAUUAUGGUUCAAUACAAAUCCUAAAUUAAAAGCUCCUUUAAUGCAAAAUAUUUUAACAGAGCCAUCUACCUAACCAUCUACCUAAUUUAACUAUUAGACCAAAAUUGCACUUCUACCUAUCCCAUGUGAAAGUUCACAAGUUUACAUGACACAGAAUGGUAAUUUAUUGUCAAUAAAAAACAAAGCACCA
Zonotrichia albicollis (white-throated sparrow) is the source of this 2520-nucleotide messenger RNA. RefSeq names its product cell cycle control protein 50C. Gene Ontology annotation, cellular component: Golgi apparatus; plasma membrane; endoplasmic reticulum. The record is from RefSeq and is a predicted model, not a curated record. Gene Ontology annotation, biological process: phospholipid translocation. NCBI's taxonomy places the organism in Eukaryota, Metazoa, Chordata, Aves, Passeriformes, Passerellidae.